Myotis myotis is the source of this 795-nucleotide messenger RNA. RefSeq names its product membrane cofactor protein-like. The coding region runs from base 1 to 795 and encodes 264 amino acids. The record is from RefSeq and is a predicted model, not a curated record. The transcript has 6 exons. Lineage: Eukaryota; Metazoa; Chordata; Mammalia; Chiroptera; Vespertilionidae. Gene Ontology annotation, biological process: negative regulation of complement activation, classical pathway.
AUGUCUGGGAACAUGAGGGCCUCCUACGAGCCGCUCAGGGCAUCUUCCCGCCGCCUGGAGAGUCCCUUUUCUUGGGGCUUCCUUGGGAUCCUAGUGCUGGCCCUAGAGCUCCUGCUACCCACAUGCUCAGGUGACUGUGGUGAGACACCAAAAUUCAAAACUAUGUCAACCAUAGUUGAGUAUAAACCCCCUGUUAUUAACCAGUUUGAAGUGGAAUAUGUGUGUAACCCAGGAUACAAGUCUAUUUAUCCUGACGAACACAUAGUUACUGUUUGUGAACCUGAUGGCACAUAUAAUCCUCCUCUCCAGGAAGCUUGUACAGAGGUGUAUUGUCCACAGCUACGAGAUCUCCAAAAUGGCGAAGUAAUCCACAAUAAUGGACCUUUCAAGCUUGGUUCACAAGUUGAGUAUGUUUGUAAUGAGGGUUAUUACACCCUUGGAGCAAAUAUUAUAACAUGUCAGAUCUCUGGUACAAAUGACAACGUGGCAUGGAAUGAUAAACCACCAACUUGUGUAAAGGUUUUGUGUCAGCCACCUCCAUAUAAACCACAUGCAGAAUUCAACAGUAGCCACAAGACUGCAUUUGAAUAUAAUGAAACAAUUAUUUAUACUUGUAAGCCUUCUGGACCGGAUGGAUAUUCACUUGUGGGAGAGAGCAAGCUUGUUUGUUCUGCGAACAACCGAUGGAGUAGUGAGCCUCCUGAGUGUAGAGAAAAUUCUCCACCCACUACAGUAUCACCAAAUAGAGCUGACGAUUUAGGUAUUAUUUUGAAUAUUGAUAACCCUCCAUUCUGA